Molecule: messenger RNA, 1201 nt
Organism: Nymphaea colorata (pocket water lily)
Lineage: Eukaryota; Viridiplantae; Streptophyta; Magnoliopsida; Nymphaeales; Nymphaeaceae
Product: probable NAD(P)H dehydrogenase subunit CRR3, chloroplastic
Exons: 4
Coding region: 17-478 (153 amino acids)
Biological process (GO): photosynthetic electron transport in photosystem I
Cellular component (GO): NAD(P)H dehydrogenase complex (plastoquinone); chloroplast thylakoid membrane
Source: RefSeq, a predicted model, not a curated record
AGUGUAUGAAGCUUAGAUGAUGGCGGGAGCGAACUCUUCCUCCUUCAUCGCCUUCGCCCCUUCCCUCCUUGGAGUCCCUUGCCAUAACCCUAAAUCCACCUUUCAUUUCUCUCCCAGAAGCGCGGCGAACGGGGCCUCCGGCAGGCGGAAGCGCCCCUCUGUCUCCGAUGUCGAGCUAGCGAUCGGCGCCGGGAAGUUCCGCGAUCGCGAUUUCAGGCCGAACAAGGAAACUCCGGGGUUUAUCGAUAUUGUGCAGUCGAGCCCCAUUGGUCAGGAGGAGAGCGACGUCGAGCGGAGGCUUCGCGGGGUUGGGGAAUGGAUGGUUCAGAAGACGGAGGGAGAAGGUCGUUCGGGGCAGGAGGUUCUGAUGUUAUUUGGCUUAAAAAUUCUACCUAUCUGGCUUUUUGCACUUCUCGUGGCUUCUGGUAUUGUAAAGCUGCCAUUCAGCAUCCCAUUUCUGGAUGAUUAUCUUAUGUAAAGGAUGAAAAUUUUUAGUCCAGUCCACGAAAGAUUGGAAUAUUUUCACAAUACUGGUGAUAUUUAUAACCAUGGUCAGAUUCAAGGAAUGGACCUCUUAGCUCCACCCUAUGUUUGUACUUUGACUGUCUAUAUUCAGGUAAGCGAUAAUAUCUAGAUUAGAUCCAGUUAACCGACACGCCUCCAUUGAGACAUGGGGUUGGAGUUGCUCACCAUUUGGUUUAGUUCCGGCAUAAGCUCAUAUGGGUUCGUUAAAUGGGCUUGGCUGGCCAAGUUAAAAGCUGCUUGUAAGCUAAGCAACUUGAGCUUAAAUAUAGGGAGUCAGAUGCAGCUUGAGAUCCUGAACCUUGACUUUCUGUUUUUCUUGUACAAACCUUUUUAGUGCUAGUGGUUCACCAACAAAUACAUCAGUGCUCCAUAUCAUCUGUCAACAUGGUCUUUAAAUAUCUCGAAGACCUAUGGAUCGAUAUAUUACAUGAUCUGCUUAUGAAUAGAAUCAGUGCAUGGCUUUACUCUUAACAUUCAAUGCAAGUGUUAAUUUCGAUUGGUUUUCUUUAUUUUGCAAAGAAAUAUGUACUUAUGGCGUGAGAGAUUAUCAUUCUUUUCCUGUUUAUUUUCUUUCUAAAGAUGUCUCCUUUUACUUAUUAAUCCAACUCAGAUCGUUCCAAAAAGUAAUCAUGCAUGCAUAUGAUAUUAUGAAUCCCACUAAUUUGAAUGUGAUGAG